UCUCUCCCUUUCUCUUCUUCUGUCUGUAAAUUCUCCACUCUAACAAUGGCGGCCAAUGGUGUAAUCGUAAGCGCGUCUAGGUUUCUUGCAUCCUCCAACCGUCUUUCAAUUCCUUCCGCCUCCGCCUCACCCUUUACCGUCCGCCCUCACAAACUCGCCUCUUCAUUCUCCACCUCCUCCCUCCCUCUUACCCUCCGCCGCAGUAUCUCCCAACCCCCAACAUUCUCCACCGCCAUCACCAAAACCAAGAUCUCAUCCGCCAUUUCCGUCGGCGAUAAGCUCCCUGACGCAACCCUCGGUUACUUAAACGACUCCGAUGAAGUUCAGACCGUCACAAUCUCAGACCUCACAAAAGGCAAGAAAGUCGUCUUCUUCGCCGUCCCCGGUGCAUUCACUCCCACCUGUUCACAGAAACACCUACCGGGAUUCGUCGACAAAUCGGCGGAAUUGAAGGCCAAGGGAAUCGAUACCAUCGCUUGCAUUUCAGUUAACGAUGUGUUCGUGAUGAAGGCGUGGAAGAAAGAUCUGGGUAUUGGAGAUGAGGUUGUUCUAUUGAGUGAUGGAAAUGGUACUUUUACAAAUGCAAUUGGAUGCGAACUGGAUCUCAGUGAUAAGCCGAUUGGUUUAGGAGUGAGGUCGAGGAGGUACUCUAUGCUGGUUGAUGAUGGGGUCGUGAAGGCAUUGAAUCUGGAAGAAGGUGGAGCUUUUACGUUUAGCGGCGCCGAUGAUAUACUGAAAUUGCUUUGAUUUGAGGUCUUCUAAAGAUGGUUAUCGCCCUUUUUACUUUCUAUUUCCUAGAUUUGCUUGUUGACUUUGAAUAAGAUUAGAAAUCUGGACGAGAGUUUCUUGAUGUUGUGGAAUUGAACAGGGUUUGAAAGUGCAAUGAAAGUGUUUGAUGAAAUGCUUAAAUGAGAGUUUAUGUUAAA
Impatiens glandulifera is the source of this 926-nucleotide messenger RNA. RefSeq names its product peroxiredoxin-2E, chloroplastic-like. The record is from RefSeq and is a predicted model, not a curated record. The coding region runs from base 46 to 747 and encodes 233 amino acids. The transcript has a single exon. Gene Ontology annotation, biological process: hydrogen peroxide catabolic process; cell redox homeostasis; cellular response to oxidative stress. NCBI's taxonomy places the organism in Eukaryota, Viridiplantae, Streptophyta, Magnoliopsida, Ericales, Balsaminaceae. Gene Ontology annotation, cellular component: cytoplasm. Gene Ontology annotation, molecular function: thioredoxin peroxidase activity.